GUAAUGAUAUAGGGAAUAGAAGGCGUGUAAGUACACAUGUGAGGUAGAUGUAGUGGAUCUCAGCCAAAGAGCUGUGAAACCGGUGGUAAUGGUAACGUACCGCGUUCAAUCUCUGUUUCUUUUUUUCAUCUUGAUGUUGUUGGUGUGGUUAUUGAGUUUGUGCGUAAGAAUUACAACUGCUCGUGCCGUGUGAUGGAACGCAAUUGCAGUUGGUCGGAUAGAAGAUUCAUAAUAGGCUGAUUGUGAUUCGUUCAUUCCCACUUUAGAUUCGACUGCUACUAAUUCCUAAUUCACAAAGAAGAAAAAAAUUAUUAAUUCAAUUAAUUCAAAGAGAGGGAGAGAGAAAGGAGAAAUUUGGCAUUGAUGAAGAGCGGUGGUGGUGGUGGUGGAGGUGGUGGUGGUGGUGGUUAUUCAUCGAAGAAGAGAUGGAGAGGGCUGGUAAUUGGAGUCCUGGGGCUGGUCAUACUUUCAAUGUUGGUUCCACUCGUCUUCUUGCUCGGAGGUCUUCACAACGGCUUUCACUCUCCUGGAUAUGCUUCCGAACAACAAGCUUCCUCCUCGAAUGCGUUUCGAGGAUAUGAUAAACUCGGCAUCAAUGAUUCUUCCAAUAACUCUGAGGGGGGGGAUCAAUCAGGCCAUGUUAAUGCCCUUAUAAGAAGAUUGGGGCCGACUCUUUCAAAGGAUGUGUUUAAGAAUUCUUCUCGUGAACCUAAAAAUGGGACAAUCAGUGUGGAUUCUGUGCACAAUAAUGAAUCAAAGAGAGGAUUUUCGGUGCCACAUCAGGAAGUUCAACAGUCGUCCUCUGUUACAAUUAAUACUAUACUUAGCACUGUUGAUGAAGCUGGAAAAGAAUGUGAGCUGAAAUAUGGGAGCUACUGCCUCUGGCGUCAUGUACAUAGAGAAGAUAUUAAGGAUUCUAUGGUAAAAAAGCUGAAGGACCAACUAUUUGUAGCAAGAGCAUAUUAUCCUAGUAUUGCAAAACUUCCAGCACAGGAAAAGUUGUCUCGAGAGUUGAAGCAAAAUAUUCAGGAAUUGGAGCGUAUUUUUAGUGAAAGUACCACAGAUGCUGAUCUGCCACCACGGACUGGGAAGAAACUACAGAGGAUUGAAGCUGCAAUAGCCCGAGCUAAAUCAUUCUCUGUGGAUUGUAAUAAUGUUGACAAGAAGCUGAGACAAAUUUUUGAUAUGACUGAGGAUGAAGCUAACUUCCACAUGAAACAAAGUGCCUUCUUAUACCAACUUGCUGUCCAGACCAUGCCAAAGAGUCUCCAUUGCCUGUCUAUGAGACUGACAGUGGAAUAUUUUAAAUCUCCUGUCCCUGAUGUGGAGAUCUCUCUCACUGAGAAAUACAUGGAUCCGACAUUGUACCACUAUGUCAUAUUCUCCAAUAAUGUGCUUGCAUCAUCAGUGGUUAUUAACUCUACUGUAAUGCAUGCCAGAGAAAGUGCAAAUCUGGUUUUCCAUGUGCUAACUAAUGGACAGAAUUACUUUGCGAUGAAACUAUGGUUCUUCAGAAAUACUUACAAAGAAGCAACAGUUCAAGUGUUAAACAUCGAAGAUCUAAAUCUAGAGAACCACGACUUAUAUCUAUCAUUGCCUGUAGAAUUUCGUGUUUCCUUCCAUAGCAAUGAUGGUCCACCUACAACCCACAUUAGAACAGAAUAUUUAUCUAUUUUUUCUCAUACACACUACCUUCUGCCUAAAAUUUUUCAGAAGUUGAAGAAAGUUGUGGUUCUGGAUGAUGAUGUUGUUGUCCAGCAGGAUUUGUCAGAACUUUGGAGCCUUAACAUGGAAGGGAAAGUUAAUGGUGCUGUGCAACAGUGUUCGGUGAAGUUGAGUCUGCUGAAAAGAUAUCUGGGUGAGAGUAGUUUCAAUGUUAAUUCUUGUGCUUGGAUGUCUGGAUUGAAUGUACUCGAUCUGGACAGGUGGAGAGAGCUUGAUCUGACUAAAACUUACCAAAGGCUGGUAAAUGAGCUGAGCAUGCAAGAGGAUGUAAGUGAAGCUGUUGUAUUGCGUGCAAGCUUGCUUACCUUUCAGGAUUUGAUUUUCUCACUUGAUGAGGCUUGGAGUCUGUGUGGUCUAGGUCAUGACUAUGGGCUUGAUUUACAAGCAAUUACAAAUGCUGCAGUUUUGCACUAUAAUGGAAAUAUGAAACCUUGGCUUGAGUUGGGAAUUGCGAAAUACAGGAAUUACUGGAAGAAGUUUAUGGGACGAGAAGAUCAGUUCUUAAGUGACUGUAACAUAAAUUCAUGAUAAGCUGAUGCCCCUGCUUAGAAACCUGCUAGCUAUUCUUGGAAGAAUGGGGAGCUCGGUUAGUGUUAAUGUGGAUAUUCACUUUCAAGUUGAUGAGAAUUGCUCGUCAGAGCUUCCAAAGGAUAUUGAGUGAGUUUUGGGGAAUUGAUAACCAUGCCGAAUUUGACACAGUAAAUUCUAAUUUUUUGGUAAAUAUAAGGACUACAAAAAAUUUAUCCACUUUCUGGAAGAGCUCAAGGGAUUGAGUUCCCUGAUGGCUGCUAAAGUUCCAGUCAUGAGUAUUAGAGGAUUAAAUGCGAAUUGAUGAAACAAAAUCCUGAAAGUGGUAUGAGGAGCUUUUUGGCCUCUUAGUUUGGUUGCAGAAGAAGCAUGCAAAAUAAUUCUGUGCACAGGAAGGUGAGAGUUUUUUUGUUUUUGUUUUUACUUGAAGAGAUUCAAUUGCCAUUCAUGAUAUAAUGACUGCUGAGAAAGCUAAUGGUCCUGUAUGCCCUUCAAAGAAGCUAUUGUCUUUUUGGGUUGUAUUUUUAUUUGAUUUUAUACUUCACAUUUGUAUCAAUUUAAUUGUAGUUUUUCUUAAUGAGUCAAUUGAAUUGGCAUUGGAUUAGGCUGUGGCUUAUCGGA
This is a messenger RNA of Ziziphus jujuba (common jujube), 2874 nucleotides long. Its product is annotated as probable galacturonosyltransferase 7. Gene Ontology annotation, molecular function: polygalacturonate 4-alpha-galacturonosyltransferase activity. Bases 364 to 2253 code for a protein of 629 amino acids. NCBI's taxonomy places the organism in Eukaryota, Viridiplantae, Streptophyta, Magnoliopsida, Rosales, Rhamnaceae. The transcript is spliced from 11 exons. The record is from RefSeq and is a predicted model, not a curated record.